GAGAGCCAUUUCAACGUGAGCCCCCAGUCUGAGAACAAGAAAGAAGAACUUCUGUCUCGAGGGUCUCACUGUCAACCAGGCCAGAGUGCAGUGAAGAUCAUACCUCACUACAUCCGUGAACUCCCGGGCUCCUCCCACCUAAGUCUCUUGAGUAGCUGGGACUUCAGGAGACUGAAGCCAAGGAUACCAGCAGAGCCAACAUUUGCUUCAAGUUCCUGGGCCUGCUGACAGCGUGCAGGAUGCUGUUGGAACCCGGCAGAGGCUGCUGUGCCCUGGCCAUCCUGCUGGCAAUUGUGGACAUCCAGUCUGGUGGAUGCAUUAACAUCACCAGCUCAGCUUCCCAGGAAGGAACGCGACUAAACUUAAUCUGUACUGUAUGGCAUAAGAAAGAAGAGGCUGAGGGGUUUGUAGUGUUUUUGUGCAAGGACAGGUCUGGAGACUGUUCUCCUGAGACCAGUUUAAAACAGCUGAGACUUAAAAGGGAUCCUGGGAUAGAUGGUGUUGGUGAAAUAUCAUCUCAGUUGAUGUUCACCAUAAGCCAAGUCACACCGUUGCACAGUGGGACCUACCAGUGUUGUGCCAGAAGCCAGAAGUCAGGUAUCCGCCUUCAGGGCCAUUUUUUCUCCAUUCUAUUCACAGAGACAGGGAACUACACAGUGACGGGAUUGAAACAAAGACAACACCUUGAGUUCAGCCAUAAUGAAGGCACUCUCAGUUCAGGCUUCCUACAAGAAAAGGUCUGGGUAAUGCUGGUCACCAGCCUUGUGGCCCUUCAAGGUAUGUCCAAAAGAGCCGUAAGCACCCCAAGCAAUGAGGGUGCUAUUAUAUUUCUGCCACCUUGGUUAUUCUCCAGGAGGAGAAGGUUGGAAAGGAUGUCCAGGGGGAGAGAAAAAUGUUACUCAAGCCCUGGCUAUCCACAGGAAAGUUCAAACCAGUUUCACUGAUCCAAAGGCACUAAGGAGGAAGACAGAUAAAUCAGACUUUUCAAUGGGUAGGAGGUAAGACUCAUUAGGAAUGAAGGCCUGUGAGAGAGGCAAGUUAGUACAACUACCUCUACUCACUGCAUGAACAGAGGGCUACAAGUUGAAGCAACAGAUUUUCAGCUAUUAGAGGAAGAAAAGGCAAGAGACAGACUUGGUUUGGAGAUGGGUUUUGAACAAUGCGGCUCCUCAGCAAAGGCUGAUGGCCAGAUUGAGUAUAUUAAACACAUGUAGCUGAGUCCUCUGAAAACCAUUUACCAAUAUAGAUUAGCGUUUUCCCUAUUAGAUAACAAAAAGUGAAACUUCCAAUAAUUUGUCAUAACGUUUUUGCAUAACAAGCAACUGAUUCAGGUUUUUGCCUGGCCUUGGCAUUCUUAACUCCAUUUUAUUUAGGCAUUCCUCAAAUCAAUAACUACCACUGUUUUGAAUGGCAUCAGAAUGUAAGCUCUAUAUAUAUGUAAGGACUUUGUCUUCUUUACCCCAACGAAAAGUCCCACACAUAUGGCAGGCUCUUAAUAAAUUUGUUAAAAAACCUGUAUGAUGAAUCAGAUGCUUUACACAUGAUGAUUCUAACCUUAUACAACCCUUGCAAGCAAACAUCCCCUGGUUACUCAUCAGGAAACAGACACAAGGAAGUUAAAUAGGGCCUGGUGCGGUGGCUCACGCCUGUAAUCCCAGCACUUUGGGAGGCCAAGGCAGGCAGAUCCUUUGAGCCUAGGAGUUUGAGGCCAGUCUGGGCAACAUGGCAAAACCCCAACUAUACAAAAAAAUACAAAAAUUAGGCAUGGUGGCACACAACUGUAGUCCCAAGCUAAGGCAUGAGGAUCACCUGAGCCCAGGCUGGUUGAGGUUGCAGUGAGCCAUGAUCAUGCCACUGUACUCCAGCCUGGGUGACAGGGUGAGACACUUUCUCAAAGGAAAAAAAAAAAAAAAAAGAGUUAAUUGUUGCCCGUCACAGCAAUUAAUACAGAUCCUUCUCACUCUAAAACCUUACACUCAGUAAUGAUCUACUAUAUGCAAAGCACCUCUUACAUCCUUCACCACCCCAUUCAUUCUGAGAUUGACUCCUCCCCUUUCCAGAAACAGGACCACCUAAACAUUCCCUAUUCCAGUCCCUUAUUUGCAAGUCAUCAAAAGAAAACAGAGAUUUCAAAAAGAAAACAGAGACCUUAUCUGUAAUCCUUGGUAAGGAUCUUCCAAAUUUAAGCCUAUGCCAGUUUUCAGGAGGAAACAUGAAUAUGAAACAGUCUGACCUUUAGACAUAAUUUUUUGUUGACUUUAAAUUCCCUUGGUUAGGCCACUGUAACCAGUAAAAUAAAUUUUAUUUUAGAAUAAAAAUUAUAAAGGGGAAAUUGAGUCUAGCCAUACAACCUACUACUAGUUACUAUCUUUGAUUCCCAAGUCAUCCUAGAGCAAAAAAAAAAAAAAAAAAAUCAUCUCUGGCCUUUUUUUCCUUUUCCACUCAGGUGAAGAGAAUGAGCUUUUGAAUCCAAUUUUUUGUUUUCUCCUAUAUUCAAUUCAAGUAGCUUUAAAGUUAACCAAAGGAAAAAACCAAAGCUCAAUAUUUGAUUAAACGAGAAAAUAUACACUACUUAGAAGCUUUCUUUUCUUUAUCCUUCUUCCCCAACUCAAGGCUUAGUAGAAUUAUUGAAAGAGGUAGUAUUCAGUAGAAUAGUACACAUGCUUUUUCAGGUCCAGAAACACCACAUAGGUCAAGUUAUCAUGCUUACAUGUGGGGAAAAGGAGGAGGGAGUUUCCUGGACCUCUGUGCCUCUCUCAGCUCAUGAACUAGUUUCAGUGAAUAUCCUUGUCUUACCACUGUGCCAACAAUUCAGAGCUAUACGUGGAAAACCUACCUUCAACUUUUUGAGUGGCAUCUAUUGCUUCUUUGAUUGUUCCUUCCAGCAAGGAGCGAUCAAAGGCUAGCCCCCUUCCCACUCCCACCAGAAUCAGAUUUGCUCAAGAUUACAACCCUAAUUUAGUAAUAAGAUGCAAUACAUAAAAUAGUUCCCACUUUCCUUUUCCAAUCCCUUUACAGUCAUGAGGGCCUAUCACGCACGCAUCUCAGGACAGGUGAGACUUCAUUAUAUCAGGUAUUUUGUUGCUAUUCUAAGUUAUAAGGCAGUAAUACAAACUUUCUUUCCACAGCUUUGUAAGCCUUGUGCCAAAAGAAACUUUUAAAACAGCUACAGCAAGAUGAGUCUGACUAUGGCUUAGUAUCUUUCUCAUUACAAUAGGCACAGAGAAGAAUGCAACAGGGCACAGGGGAAGAGAUGCUAAAUAUACCAAGAAUCUGUGGAAAUAUAAGCUGGGGCAAAUCAGUGUAAUCCUUGACUUUGCUCCUCACCAUCAGGGCAAACUUGCCUUCUUCCCUCCUAAGCUCCAGUAAAUAAACAGAACAGCUUUCACCAAAGUGGGUAGUAUAGUCCUCAAAUAUCGGAUAAAUAUAUGCGUUUUUGUACCCCAGAAAAACUUUUCCUCCCUCUUCAUCAACAUAGUAAAAUAAGUCAAACAAAAUGAGAACACCAAAUUUUGGGGGAAUAAAUUUUUAUUUAACACUGCAAAGGAAAGAGAGAGAAAACAAGCAAAGAUAGGUAGGACAGAAAGGAAGACAGCCAGAUCCAGUGAUUGACUUGGCAUGAAAAUGAGAAAAUGCAGACAGACCUCAACAUUCAACAACAUCCAUACAGCACUGCUGGAGGAAGAGGAAGAUUUGUGCAGACCAAGAGCACCACAGACUACAACUGCCCAGCUUCAUCUAAAUACUUGUUAACCUCUUUGGUCAUUUCUCUUUUUAAAUAAAUGCCCAUAGCAGUA
Messenger RNA from Homo sapiens (human), 3797 nucleotides. RefSeq names its product CD160 molecule (gene CD160). Gene Ontology annotation, molecular function: MHC class I protein complex binding; transmembrane signaling receptor activity. The transcript is spliced from 5 exons. Lineage: Eukaryota; Metazoa; Chordata; Mammalia; Primates; Hominidae. The coding region runs from base 240 to 944 and encodes 234 amino acids. The record is from RefSeq and is a predicted model, not a curated record. Gene Ontology annotation, cellular component: extracellular region; plasma membrane. Gene Ontology annotation, biological process: positive regulation of type II interferon production; mucosal immune response; regulation of adaptive immune response.